CGGACGUAACCGUACGGGGUCCGGUUGCCAUGGGCAACGCCGCAGUUCAGCAGCAACUGAAACUUUCUUGUAUCCGAAUGCGACCUUGAAGUCUGAGAUCUUCUUGUGGUCUUCACUGCGGUACUUUGAGUAUGGUCUCCCCGCACAGAAACCCGAAAGAUCUCAUACAGAUGAUCAGGAGCACCAACGAGGCUCAGAACAUGGAUGAUAUGCACAAGUGUUUGGGGAGAACUUCACCGGAGGACCAGACCGAGUUGGGGCCGCUGUGGGCCCGGGAGAAGGACCAGACCGAAGUGGUGACGCUGAGGUCCCUGGUAGAUGGGCAGACCGAUAUGGGGCCGCUGCGGUCCCGGGUGAAGGACCAGACCGAGCUGGGGCCUCUUCGGUCCCGGGUGGAGGAGCAGUCCGAGGUGGGGCCGCUGCAGGCCCGGGUGGAGGAGCAGUCCGGGCUGAUUGGGGUGUUAAAGCAGAGGUCCGACCAGGCGCGUCUCCGCUGCCAGGCGCUGCAGAAGGUCAACGAGGAGCUGGAGGCUCGAGGGGCAGCUGGUCAGAAAGAGCUGGACUCGGAGAGGGCGAGGGUAAGGCUGUUGGAGAAGAGGUUUAACGACCUGGCCGUGAACCAUCAAGGGAUUGUCGUGUUCAAAGAUGACUAUAAAAGACACAACUUCCAGCUUUUAGAGGAAAACAAACUUUUAAGGUCAGAGAAUGAGGCGCUCUUUUCACAGAAAUUACUUGAUCAAGAGACUCUAAUAGGUAAACUGCGACAAGAUAUUCACCUGAAUGAAGAGAAACACGAAGAUAUGGAAAAGAACUUAAGGGACCAAGAAGCUGGAUGGAAGGCAAAGAUGUUAAAACAGAAAUACCUUACACAAUGGCAGGAAGCAGCACAGUUAAAAAGACUUCAUGACACCCAGGACAGUCUUAAAUCAGCAGAGGAUAUGUGUAAAGAUCUGAAGCACCAGCUACAAGAGGCAGCAGAUGGACGUGCUUUGAUGGAGACCGAAAUGAAGCAGAAGAUAAACAGCCUCUGUGCAGAAAAAGACAUCUUCAUAAAUCUGUCGGUCGAAAGAGGAAAAGUCUUACAGGAAAUGCAAGAGAAAAUUCAGCAGUUGGAGAUUAAGUUGGAAGAAGUGGAAAAGUUGAAGACCAGAGCAGAGAACAGGUUCCAGCAGGAAGCAGAAGCGGUCAACAUUAACGUGAAGGUUAUGAAUCUCCAACGUGCUCUCGAUGAAGCAGUGAAGAAAAACGAGAAGGCCAGAGAGGUUGGUUACAACAGAACAACUUUACUGUUUUAUCAAGGAAAUAUAUUGUAUAGCCUUGAAAGCAUGUGUGUGAUUAUUCCAUAGAACUUUGAAGCCUACAAAGACCACAGCGCCCACCUACUCACCCGGGAAAAAGAGCUAAAUGCACAGCUUCGCAACACGUUUGGUUGAACAACGAUGCUUCAGCAAUGACGCGACUGAUCAACAAUAAUGAAAAUCGUUGUUCGUUGCAACUAAACAUUUAAAUAUGGGAAAAAUAAAAAUUAAAAAAA
This is a messenger RNA of Gadus morhua (Atlantic cod), 1534 nucleotides long. RefSeq names its product coiled-coil domain-containing protein 89. The record is from RefSeq and is a predicted model, not a curated record. The transcript has 6 exons. Bases 132 to 1346 code for a protein of 404 amino acids. Lineage: Eukaryota; Metazoa; Chordata; Actinopteri; Gadiformes; Gadidae.